GUUCAGAGAAGGACUCCUGUAGCAGACAGUCCCGAUCCCAAACCUUGGCAUCUGGAGGGCUUAUAGAACUAAAGAUGGAGUCCAAUGUAGCAGAAAAUGGCCAAUCCAGCAGUGUUGUGGCUGGUGUGUUUCUUGAGAAGACCAAAGAAGCACUCACCAUAUACCAAGCAAUGAAGAGACGUCUGCUGAAACCAGGGACAUGUCUAGCCCUCCUAGAGGCUCAGGCUGCUACAGUCGGCAUAGUUGAUGCCAUUAAUAACAAGAAGUUUUCGGUGGAGGAAGCUGUGAACAAUGGCAUCGUUGGACCAGAGAUGAAAGAGAAACUUCUGUUUGCUGAGAAAGCCCUUGUAGGCUACACAGAUCCGUACACCAAUGAAGCCAUCUCGGUCUUUCAAGCAAUUCAGAAGAAUGUCAUUCCCUGUGAUGUUGGAGCGAGACUGCUGGAGGCUCAGGCAGCAACAACAGGUAUUUAUGACCCUGCUGAGAAGACCUAUAUUUCAGAAGAGUCUGCAAGUAAGAAGGGGUACUACGACAAAGAUCUUCUGGACAGUCAAACAGAAGCCCUGAAAGUGUUCAAUGAUCCGAUCUCACAAGAACAACUUAACUACAAGCAACUAUUGAAAAAGUGUACGGUGGACACUGGAACUGGAUUGCAUCUCCUACCCAUUUGCAUUACAUUUAAAGGACUGCGUAGAGCAGUGUCUUCUGCAGAGCUCCUGGCAUCAAAAAUCAUUGACAAGGACACGUAUGACAACCUUCAAAAAGGCAAAACUACCACUCAAGAUGUGAUGCUCAUGGAGACUGUGAAAGAAUACUUGGAAGGAAAGGGAAGCAUUGCUGGUCUUGCAUUGAUGUCAUCUGGCAAAAGGAUGAGCAUCUACCAAGCCAUGAAAGAAGGUAUCCUCAUGCCUGGAACAGCACUGAUUCUUUUGGAGGCACAGGCUGCAACCGGAUUCUUGAUUGAUCCUGUCAAAAAUAAAAAGUACAGUGUGGAUGAUGCCGUCCGAGGUGGGAUUGUUGGCCCAGAGUAUCACGCCAAAUUGCUUUCUGCUGAACGGGCUGUCACUGGCUAUAAAGACCCCUACACUGGUGACACAAUAUCUUUAUUUCAGGCUCUAUCAAAGGAGCUCAUCAUAAAGGAGCAUGGAAUCAGACUGCUGGAGGCUCAGAUUGCUACAGGAGGACUAAUUGACCCAGUAAACAGUCAUCGACUGCCAGUGGAUGUUGCCUAUGAGAGAGGUCUGUUUGAUCAGGAAAUGAAUGCCAUUCUGGAGGAUCCGGGCGAUGACACCAAGGGGUUCUUUGACCCAAACACAAAGGAAAAUCUGACUUACUUGCAGCUGAUGGAGCGCAGUGUCAUUGACCCAGCCACUGGACUCUGUCUUCUGCCAAUCAAAUCAAAGUCUGGUGACUUUAACUACACAUUCAUUAAGUAUGAAAACAAAAUCACUUUUAAGGAAGUCAUGGUGACAGUUAACUAUGGCAAAUAUAUGGGAAUGAAGACCUCACUUUGGGAACUAAUGAUGUCAGAGUACCUCAGUGAAAAACAACGGAGAGAUAUCAUUCAACAAUACCGUGAGCGGAAGCUCACAAUUGAGGUAGUCAUUACAAAGGUGCUGGAGAUCAUUGAACAUUCAGUGAAGUCAGCCAAGAUUACAUUUGAAGGAAUCCGAGAAACCGUCACAGCAGAACAACUGGUAGAGGCUGACAUUAUUACAAAAAAUGACUUUGAACAACUAAGCAAAGGGAAAAAAACUACCACCGACAUCAUACAGGAGGAGGAUGUGAAGACAUACCUACAAGGGAAAUCAAGCAUUGCUGGCAUUUUGCUACCAGAUUCACAGAUAAUGUCCAUAUAUCAAGCCCAAAUAAAAGGUAAACUAAGACCUGGAACCAGUCUCAUUCUGCUUGAAGCUCAGGCGUCUACAGGUUUUGUAAUUGAUCCAGUUUCAAACAAAAAAUUCUCAGUGAAAGGUGCUGUAGAAAAUAAAGUAGUGGGACCAGAACUUCAAGCAAAGCUACUCUCAGCAGAAAGAGCAGUGACAGGCUACAAAAAUCCACACGAUGGUAAGACAAUCUCUUUAUUUCAGGCCAUGCAGAAAGACCUCAUUGUAAAAGAUCACGGUAUUCGCCUGCUAGAGGCGCAGAUUGCAACAGGGGGGAUCAUUGACCCCAUAAAUAGUCAUCGCAUCCCAGUCCAUGUGGCAUAUAAAAGGGGAUACUUUAACGUGGAGAUGAAUCAGAUACUCAGUGAUCCCACAGAUGACACAAAAGGGUUCUUUGACCCAAAUACUCAGGAGAAUCUUACCUACCUGGACCUCAUGGACAGAUGUGUUAUUGAUAUUAACACAGGCCUCUGCCUCUUGCCUCUGAAAGGGAAGGAUCACAGGGUGAAUAUACAGGAAGAUACAAAGGAGACAUUCAAAGGGACAUAUGUCAGUGUAAAAUAUGGCCGGUUCAAAAACAAACAGGUGACACUUUGGGAACUUCUGAACUCUGAGUAUUUGUCAGAGGAGAAGAGACAGGACCUGCUCAAACUGUACAAGUCAAGAGAGAUUACAGUUGAGAAAAUAAUCACUUUGAUUGUGGAAAUAAUCAAGACCAAAGAGGGUAGGAAGGAGCCAAGUUGGCAUUUUACAACUCUGAGGAGUACCAUCAGUGUUUCAGCACUCAGAGAUGCAGGAGUUCUUGGAGAUGAAACAUAUGAAGCUCUAAUUGAGGGGAGGCUAACUCAAGAGGACAUUCUACAGACUGGCACAGUGGCCAAAUACCUGAGAGGGACGAGCUCUAUUGCUGGAGUAAUUCUGCAGCCAUCCAAUCAGAAAAUAGGCAUCUACGAGGCCAAGAAAAAAGGUCUCUUGACUCCUGGAACAGCUUUGUGCCUUCUGGAAGCUCAGGCUGCGACAGGAUACAUAAUUGAUCCAGUGAAAAAUGAAAAACUUACUGUGGACCAGGCUACAAAGCAGCAAGUGAUCGGACCAGAGCUUUAUGAGAAACUCCUAUCAGCGGAGCAGGCAGUGACUGGGUACACAGAUCCCUAUAGUGGCAAGAAAAUUUCACUCUUCCAAGCAAUCCAGAAAGAUCUGAUUCUGAAACAGCAUGGUAUUCGUCUCCUUGAAGCCCAGAUAGUGACAGGUGGUAUAAUUGAUCCAAUAAACUGCAUACAUUUACCCAUUGAGGUGGCGUACAAAAGGGGUUAUUUUGAUGCUGAUAUGAAUAAGAUCUUGACAGACCCCACUGAUGAUACCAAAGGGUUUUUUGACCCAAACACACACAAGAACAUGACCUACCUGGAAUUGUUGCAGCAAUGUACCACAGACCCGCAGACUGGGUUCCUUCUCUUGCCACUGAAGAAAAAGGGAGAUGUUGAAGAACAAACACACAAGGUGAAAUCGACGGAAAAAAUGAAAAGAGAUUUUGAGAAGCACCUGGUGAACAUCUCUAUUGGCCAAUAUUCUGGCAAAUGUAUUUCACUGUGGGAGUUGCUUCACACAGAAUACUUCAAUGAUUACGAAAGAAAGCAGAUUCUGGAAAAGUAUGGAAAGUCUUCGAUAACUAUUCAGCAGAUUGUUACACAGGUCACAACAACAAUUGAAACAACUGAAAGGAGUAACACAAAACUGCUUACAGAUGAGGAAAUUGAGAAGGUUUUCAAAGGAAAGUCCAUACAUCUCAAGGCUGGGAAGUUGGCAGGGAAGCAAGUGACAGUGUGGGAACUUGUGCACUCAGAAUACAUAUCUGCUGAAAAGAGAUCUCAAUUAAUACUUGACCUCAAAGAGAGACGACUCACAAUCGAGGAAAUAGUUGUUCUAGUGACUGCAAUUGUAGAAGAGGAAACUUCAAAGAAACACAAAUUUAAAGGAUUAAGAAAACAAGUUUCUGCAAGCCAACUGUUUGAAUCAAAAAUCAUAUCAAAAGAUGUCUUAGGUCAGAUCAUAACAGGUGAAAUCACAGAUGAAGAACUGAUUGAAAUGGACUCAAUUAAAAAAUAUCUCACUGUAACAAACAGCAUUGCAGGGGUAAGAAUUGAGUCAACAAAACAGAUCAUGAGCAUCUAUGAGGCCAAAACCAAAGGACUGCUGACACCUGGAACAUCUCUUGUUCUGCUGGAAGCUCAGGCUGCCACUGGCUUUGUCAUUGACCCAGUCAGCAACAGGAAGUUGUCUGUAGAGGACGCAGUUACUGAGGGUGUGGUGGGUGCAGAAUGGAAGGCAAAACUGUUGUCAGCAGAAAGGGCGGUCACUGGCUACAACGAUCCUUACACUGGCGGAACCAUCUCCCUGUUCCAGGCCUUGAAAAAGGAUCUUAUAGUCAAAGAUCACGGAAUUCGCCUUCUUGAGGCACAGAUAGCCACUGGUGGAAUUAUUGACCCAGUUCACAGUCAUCGAGUACCCACAGAGGCCGCCUACCAGAGGGGCUACUUUGACGAGGAAAUGAACCAGAUCCUAUUAAAUCCAGGUGAUGACACAAAGGGUUUCUUUGAUCCAAACACUAAGGAAAACCUAACUUAUUUGCAAUUAAUAGAAAGGUGUGUGAUUGACCCAAGCACAGGACUCAGCCUGCUUGCAAUAGUGAAGAAAGGAGAAUUUUACUUCUUCAUUGAUGAAAAUACAAAGACAAUUCUGAAGUCAACAAUGACAAAAAAAGCGAAGGGUAAAUUUAGAGGACAAGAGGUGUGUCUGUGGGAGCUUCUUUACUCCAUGUACAUCACUGAGGAGAAACGGAGAGAUCUUGUGCAACAGUAUAAAAAGGGAGCAAUCACAAUUGAAUACUUUAUGGAACAGGUACUGAUAAUCAUUCAAAAGAAAACAUCCUCAACAAAAAUUGAACAAAAAGAAGAAAAGUCUACAUCUAAAAACACAAAGACCACAACAAUCACUACCACAACAACUGAAACAACAUUCCAUGGAAUUAGGAAGGAUGUGACCGCUAAAGAGCUGCUGCAGUCCAAAAUCAUUGACAAGAACCUUUAUGAUGACCUCAGUGCUGGAAAAGUCACUGUGGACCAUGUGAGUGAAAUGGACUCUGUGCGCAGGUACCUGCAAGGCACUAACAGCAUUGCUGGAGUGUAUGUUCAAUCCACUAAAGAAACUCUAAGCAUUUCCGAGGCCAAAACAAAAGGACUGCUGACCCCUGGAACAUCUCUUGUUCUGCUGGAAGCUCAGGCUGCAACUGGUUUUAUCAUUGAUCCAGUCAACAACAGGAAGUUGUCGGUGGAGGAGGCUGCUGCUGCAGGCGUGAUCGGUUUGGAAUGGAAGAGCAAACUGCUAUCAGCAGAGAGGGCCGUCACUGGCUACAAAGACCCUUACACUGAAGAUACAAUCUCUCUUUUCCAGGCCUUGAAGAAAGACCUCAUUGUAAAGGAUCACGGCAUACGUCUACUGGAGGCUCAAAUUGCUACAGGUGGGAUCAUCGAUCCAGUAUACAGCCAUCGAGUGCCUGUAGAAGUGGCCUACCAGAGGGGCUACUUUGAUGAGGAGAUGAACCAGAUCCUCUUAGAUCCAGAUGAUGACACCAAGGGCUUCUUUGAUCCCAACACCAAGGAGAAUCUCACGUAUCUGCAGCUGGUAGAGAGGUGUGUGAAAGAUCCUGUCACAGGACUCAGCCUGCUUGUAAUUGUGAAGAAAGGAGAGUUUUACUUUUUCGUUGAUGAAUGCACAAAGACCAUUCUCAAGUCCAGCACCACAACAAAGGCGGGAGGCAAGUUCUCUGGACAGACAAUUUCGCUGUGGGAGCUCCUUUACUCCAUGUACAUCACUGAGGAGAAACGGAGAGAUCUUGUGCAACAGUACAAAAAUGGAGCAAUCACAAUUGAAUAUUUUAUGGAACAGGUACUGAUAAUCAUUCUAAAGAAAACAUCCUCAACAAAAAUUGAGCAAAAAGAAGAAAAGUCUACAUCUAAAAACACAAAGACAACUAUCACUACAACAACAACUGAAACAAGCUUCCAUGGAAUUAGGAAGGAUGUGACAGCCAAAGACCUUUUGCAGUCCAAAAUCAUUGACAAGAACCUUUAUGAUGACCUCAGUGCUGGAAAAGUCACUGUGGACCAUGUGAGUCAAAUGGACUCUGUGCGCAGGUACCUGCAAGGCACUAACAGCAUUGCUGGAGUGUAUGUUCAAUCCACUAAAGAAACUCUAAGCAUUUCCGAGGCCAAAACCAAAGGACUGCUGACCCCUGGAACAUCUCUUGUUCUGCUGGAAGCUCAAGCUGCAACUGGUUUUAUCAUUGACCCAGUCAACAACAGGAAGUUGUCUGUGGAGGAGGCGGCUGCUGCAGGUGUGAUCGGUUUGGAAUGGAAGAGCAAAUUGCUAUCAGCAGAGAGGGCCGUCACUGGCUACAAAGACCCUUACACUGAAGAUACCAUCUCUCUGUUCCAGGCCUUGAAGAAAGACCUCAUUGUAAAGGAUCACGGCAUACGUCUACUGGAGGCUCAAAUUGCUACAGGUGGGAUCAUCGAUCCAGUAUACAGCCAUCGAGUGCCAGUAGAAGUGGCCUACCAGAGGGGCUACUUUGAUGAAGAAAUGAACCAGAUCCUCUUAGAUCCAGAUGAUGACACCAAGGGCUUCUUUGAUCCCAACACCAAGGAGAAUCUCACGUAUCUGCAGCUGGUAGAGAGGUGUGUGAAAGAUCCUGUCACAGGACUCAGCCUGCUUGUAAUUGUGAAGAAAGGAGAGUUUUACUUUUUCGUUGAUGAAUGCACAAAGACCAAUCUCAAGUCCAGCACCACAACGAAGGCGGGAGGCAAGUUCUCUGGACAGACAAUUUCACUGUGGGAGCUCCUUUACUCCAUGUACAUCACUGAGGAGAAACGGAGAGAUCUUGUGCAACAGUACAAAAAUGGAGCAAUCACAAUUGAAUGCUUUAUGGAACAGGUACUGAUAAUCAUUCAAAAGAAAACAUCCUCAACAAAAAUUGAGCAAAAAGAAGAAAAGUCUACAUCUAAAAACACAAAGACAACUAUCACUACAACAACAACUGAAACAAGCUUCCAUGGAAUUAGGAAGGAUGUGACCGCUAAAGAGCUGCUGCAGUCCAAAAUCAUUGACAAGGACCUUUAUGAUGACCUCAGUGCUGGAAAAGUCACUGUGGACCAUGUGAGUGAAAUGGACUCUGUGCGCAGGUACCUGCAAGGAACUAACAGCAUUGCUGGAGUGUAUGUUCAGUCCACUAAAGAAACUCUAAGCAUUUCCGAGGCCAAAACCAAAGGACUGCUGACCCCUGGAACAUCUCUUGUUCUGCUGGAAGCUCAAGCUGCAACUGGUUUUAUCAUUGACCCAGUCAACAACAGGAAGUUGUCGGUGGAGGAGGCUGCUGCUGCAGGUGUGAUCGGUUUGGAAUGGAAGAGCAAACUGCUAUCAGCAGAGAGGGCCGUCACUGGCUACAAAGACCCUUACACUGAAGAUACCAUCUCUCUGUUCCAGGCCUUGAAGAAAGACCUCAUUGUAAAGGAUCACGGCAUACGUCUACUGGAGGCUCAAAUUGCUACAGGUGGGAUCAUCGAUCCAGUAUACAGCCAUCGAGUGCCAGUAGAAGUGGCCUACCAGAGGGGCUACUUUGAUGAAGAAAUGAACCAGAUCCUCUUAGAUCCAGAUGAUGACACCAAGGGCUUCUUUGAUCCCAACACCAAGGAGAAUCUCACGUAUCUGCAGCUGGUAGAGAGGUGUGUGAAAGAUCCUGUCACAGGACUCAGCCUGCUUGUAAUUGUGAAGAAAGGAGAGUUUUACUUUUUCGUUGAUGAAUGCACAAAGACCAUUCUCAAGUCCAGCACCACAACAAAGGCGGGAGGCAAGUUCUCUGGACAGACAAUUUCGCUGUGGGAGCUCCUUUACUCCAUGUACAUCACUGAGGAGAAACGGAGAGAUCUUGUGCAACAGUACAAAAAUGGAGCAAUCACAAUUGAAUAUUUUAUGGAACAGGUACUGAUAAUCAUUCUAAAGAAAACAUCCUCAACAAAAAUUGAGCAAAAAGAAGAAAAGUCUACAUCUAAAAACACAAAGACAACUAUCACUACAACAACAACUGAAACAAGCUUCCAUGGAAUUAGGAAGGAUGUGACAGCCAAAGACCUUUUGCAGUCCAAAAUCAUUGACAAGAACCUUUAUGAUGACCUCAGUGCUGGAAAAGUCACUGUGGACCAUGUGAGUCAAAUGGACUCUGUGCGCAGGUACCUGCAAGGCACUAACAGCAUUGCUGGAGUGUAUGUUCAAUCCACUAAAGAAACUCUAAGCAUUUCCGAGGCCAAAACCAAAGGACUGCUGACCCCUGGAACAUCUCUUGUUCUGCUGGAAGCUCAAGCUGCAACUGGUUUUAUCAUUGACCCAGUCAACAACAGGAAGUUGUCGGUGGAGGAGGCUGCUGCUGCAGGUGUGAUCGGUUUGGAAUGGAAGAGCAAACUGCUAUCAGCAGAGAGGGCCGUCACUGGCUACAAAGACCCUUACACUGAAGAUACCAUCUCUCUGUUCCAGGCCUUGAAGAAAGACCUCAUUGUAAAGGAUCACGGCAUACGUCUACUGGAGGCUCAAAUUGCUACAGGUGGGAUCAUCGAUCCAGUAUACAGCCAUCGAGUGCCAGUAGAAGUGGCCUACCAGAGGGGCUACUUUGAUGAAGAAAUGAACCAGAUCCUCUUAGAUCCAGAUGAUGACACCAAGGGCUUCUUUGAUCCCAACACCAAGGAGAAUCUCACGUAUCUGCAGCUGGUAGAGAGGUGUGUGAAAGAUCCUGUCACAGGACUCAGCCUGCUUGUAAUUGUGAAGAAAGGAGAGUUUUACUUUUUCGUUGAUGAAUGCACAAAGACCAAUCUCAAGUCCAGCACUACAACGAAGGCGGGAGGCAAGUUCUCUGGACAGACAAUUUCGCUGUGGGAGCUCCUUUACUCCAUGUACAUCACUGAGGAGAAACGGAGAGAUCUUGUGCAACAGUACAAAAAUGGAGCAAUCACAAUUGAAUGCUUUAUGGAACAGGUACUGAUAAUCAUUCAAAAGAAAACAUCCUCAACAACAAUUGAACAAAAAGAAGACAAGUCUACAUCUCAAAGCACAAAGACAACAACUAUUACUACAACAACAGUUGAAACAACCUUCCAUGGAAUUAGGAAGGAUGUGACCGCUAAGGAGCUGCUGCAGUCCAAAAUCAUAGACAAAGGCCUUUAUGAUGACCUCAGUGCUGGAAAAGUCACUGUGGAACAAGUGAGUCAAAUGGACUCUGUGCGCAGGUACCUCCAAGGCACUAACAGCAUUGCUGGAGUGUAUGUUCAAUCCACUAAAGAAACUCUGAGCAUUUCUGAGGCCAAAACCAAAGGACUGCUGACCCCUGGAACAUCUCUUGUUCUGCUGGAAGCUCAAGCUGCAACUGGUUUUAUCAUUGACCCAGUCAACAACAGGAAGUUGUCGGUGGAGGAGGCAGCUGCUGCAGGCGUGAUUGGUUUGGAAUGGAAGAGCAAACUGCUAUCAGCAGAGAGGGCCGUCACUGGCUACAAAGACCCUUACACUGGAGAUACAAUCUCUCUGUUCCAGGCCUUGAAGAAAGACCUCAUUGUAAAGGAUCACGGCAUACGUCUACUGGAGGCUCAAAUUGCUACAGGUGGGAUCAUCGAUCCAGUAUACAGCCAUCGAGUGCCUGUAGAAGUGGCCUACCAGAGGGGCUACUUUGAUGAAGAAAUGAACCAGAUCCUCUUAGAUCCAGAUGAUGACACCAAGGGCUUCUUUGAUCCCAACACCAAAGAGAAUCUCACAUACCUGCAACUGGUAGAGAGGUGUGUGAAAGAUCCUGUCACAGGCCUGAGUUUACUUAAUCUAAAGAAAUAAACGGAGAGCCAAGAAUGUUUUUUUUCACAGCAUUAUUUCAGUGAAGAAAAUGUACCACAUGCUUAUUUCUUAAAAUGCUGCACUGAAAAUUGAGAAGGUUUAUAUUUCACUAAGCAUUUGCUAUUUGCGAUUUCAGUAGAAAUAUAUAAGUUGUACUAAUGUGGUAAUUAUGUCUAGUUUGCCAUAUUCAGGUUCAAAAGGACCUUAGAUAGUAUUUCUUUUUUAUGAUGGUGACGGUAAAAAAUGUGACUAAAUGAUGUGUUUACAAGAACUGUUUGUAAUAGUGAAACCUUUUUUAACCUUUGAUACAAUUGUUCAUUUCUAAGUAACAUGACUGCAGAAGAUGAUUUAGGAGAUUGUUAAAAAGGUUUUAAUCUGGAGAUGAAUGAACAUGUACAUAAUGUUUAUGCUGACUUUAUGACAUACUGCUUUGCACAGGGCAAUAAAAGGGAAAAUAAAA
Molecule: messenger RNA, 10266 nt
Organism: Sardina pilchardus (European sardine)
Lineage: Eukaryota; Metazoa; Chordata; Actinopteri; Clupeiformes; Clupeidae
Gene: eppk1
Product: epiplakin 1
Exons: 2
Coding region: 75-9806 (3243 amino acids)
Biological process (GO): intermediate filament bundle assembly; wound healing
Cellular component (GO): cytoplasm; keratin filament; cell junction
Molecular function (GO): structural molecule activity; keratin filament binding
Source: RefSeq, a predicted model, not a curated record